UCAUUUUUGACACGAUGAAAAUCUUUGCGUACGCUUGUUGUCUUCUCUCUGCUCUGAGUGCGGUGCAGAUGAAGACUGUCAACAUAGAUAAACAUGUCGGGGAAAAUGUGACCAUCAGAUGCUCAGGCUGGGACGUCUUGAUGUAUGUAGAAGAGAAUGUAAAGUACUUUUGUUCAAGUCCUUGUACAGAAGACAAACACAUUAUCAUCAAAGCAGAAUUUGGUUGGCUCAACAGUAAGGAUCGAAUUAAGUUAUUCAACAAUGGAGAGGUUUUACUAGUGACCUUCACUGAUCUUCAAAAGUCAGACGCUGGAAAAUAUUAUUGUGGAGUGGAGAUAGUUGGGAUAGAUGCAUACAUAGAGGUGAAUGUUAACGUCAAGGAUGCUGAGCCUUCCAGUCCCAUUAAGACUCCAAUAACAGUCACUGUUACUGUAACAACAACCAGCCCUGUUACAUCUCCACAUGUCUCUGAUGGUUUUACUGACAUGUCUACGACAAACCAAACCUUAAAUACCACAACACUGCCUGCAUCUGUGACAAAAGGAGCUGGAAAUGUUCUACAUCUGAAGAUCGCUGUCAUUUCCAUAUCAACACUUCUGAUGGUCAUUCUGCUUCUGAUAAGAAAGAUGAAAAACAAGAAACGGAAGGUUGUGUCAAGUGCUCAUGUGCCACAGGAAGAUGCACGGGAGGCUGUUGAAUCUGAUGACAUCCGACUUGAAGCUCAGCAACCAGUGAGCCGACAUGAAAGGUCGUCGACCCUCUACUCCUCUGCAGAUCCAGACAGCAUCUACAUGAAUUACAGAUAGUAGGUCAGGGUGACAACUACUAUUCAAACAACGUUCCUCUAAAUCAAGCCUCCUUCUCCGGGGUCCAUUCAAGAGGGGCAUCUAACAGAGCAGUCACAGAUCAACAAUUGAACGAUUUAUACUCUGUUGUUCAAAAACCCAAACAGCAUAUCAAACCCACGAGGAAACCAAAUCAUUCCGGAGGCAAAGACAAUGACUCUUUUUAUUCUCUGGCUCAGCUAACAACUUAAAUCUGAUUACGGGGAUGUAACGAUACAUCACGCUACAAUUAAAAAUUGAUAGAAACGUGGACAAUUUUAAUCGUUGAGACAAAAUAUAUAUACUGCAAUAUUCAAUUUCAACCAGAAGGUGCCAUAUUUUGUUUUAUAUAUGCAGAGAAUUUACAAUUUUUAUUUAUUUAUAUUCACUCCAAUCUCAUUUAUAAAAAUGUGAAAUACGUGAAAAAAUAUAUUCUAAACCAAGUAUCGUGAUACAUAUUGCAUCGUGAUGUCUAUCUUAUUCUGAGUUAUCUUUACAUCCUUAGUGGUUGAUGUAAUCAAAGACGGUACAUUCUGCUAUGAUUAAAUAAUAAUAUUAGUUAAAGUGACUUUUUGUGACUUAAACAAAACAUGAUCCAAAGAUCUAAACGACUCUAUGGUCAUUACAUGACAUGUUAUUAAUUCAUUGUACAAAUACCAUAAUUAGGUGAAUAAUUACAGUCGAACUUUGUAUAAAUAUUUUGAAAAAAGACAGAUUGUUAAACGGAUGUCAGACACAAACAAUAAUUCUGUCCGUCAUUACUUUUCCAUUAAAAUAUAUCUCCUGUUGUAAA
Messenger RNA from Labrus bergylta (ballan wrasse), 1617 nucleotides. Lineage: Eukaryota; Metazoa; Chordata; Actinopteri; Labriformes; Labridae. The record is from RefSeq and is a predicted model, not a curated record.